Molecule: messenger RNA, 1659 nt
Organism: Mesorhabditis spiculigera
Lineage: Eukaryota; Metazoa; Nematoda; Chromadorea; Rhabditida; Rhabditidae
Source: the annotation of a GenBank genome assembly
AUGGCGCUGAUGGGUAAACAAAAAUUGGAGGAUGGGCGCCAAGGAGGCGAUCGUCCGCUGCUGUCAUUACUGACGUUGUUGCUCGUGCUCCUUCCGCUGCACUCCUACUACGCCCUCUACCCCCUGGAAAUUGAAAGCGAUGUGCGGAGGGGCUUCGCGCAGAGGGACGGCCGCUCGGCAAAAGAAUUCCGGGCGUUCGCCGAGUUCUACAAGUUGCCCUUCGAGGGGCUCGAGAUUUGGGUGGUGCUGGCCUCGCCGAAGAAAUCGCUGGGAAAGGAGACGAUCCCCGUCGGGCAGCCUCUUCUCGAUGAGAUUCUCCGCCUCGACGCGUUCGUCCAAAAUUUCACGGCGCCCUUCCGCAGCGGCGUAACGACUUUCCACGAUACAUCCAGUGGCGAAGAUCUCAACGCCCUGCUACGAUAUUUGGCUCAAAUCUACCCGUUGACCGCUAUCAUGCCCGACGUCCAAAUCCAGCACCCGGUCACCAAGGUCUUCGGUCACAACCUCCAAACGUCUUCCCACUUUUUCAUGGUCAACCGCGGUCUGCCGGAGAACUCUACCUUACAAACCGCGCAGCACGUCGCGCUGUGGUACAUGAAUAAGGCCGAGAAUUACGAGGAGACGAAGAGAUUGGAAGCCAUCGAGCUCGGCCUGUUCCAAUAUUUCCUGAAGGACGACUUUAGCGACCUGUUCAGUGUGGAAAUGUUUGGUGAUCAGGUGGCCAACGCCGAAAUGUUGCGCGGGACGAUCGUUUCGGUGGGGCUUUUCAUGCUCGGCGGCGCGCUGAUGGUCCUUUUUAUGCUUUUCAUGUUUCGACAUCUCACCUGGAGCAGCCGGAUCUGGAUGACGGUGGGCGCAAUGCUGUCUCCGCUCCUCGCCACGCUUUCCACCUUUUCUCUCCUCGGCUGGCUGGGCGUUCGCACAAAUUCUAUAAUGUGUAUUACGCCAUUUUUAGUUUUAGGCAUUGGCGUUGACGAUGCUUUCCUGCUGCUCCACCAAUGGCGCCGCGUGCGGGCCGAGGGUGUUUUAAGAAAGGAUGACGCUCUGAAGCGCGUUUUUCUUCACGUCGGCCCGAGUAUGGCCGUCACGUCAUUGACCAACACGCUGGCCUUCGGCAUCGGCAUUAUGAAUCCGGCGCCCCAAAUGAGCUCCUUUUGCCUGGGCACCGCCCUGGCCGUGCUGCUCGACUUCAUCUACGAGUUUGCCGUCUUCGCCCCGAUCAUGGUGAUGUGCUACGAGGAACGUCCCGGCGGCAAUGAAAAGCAGGAGCCGUCAAAGUGGCUGCCCAGCUGGGAGGGCCUCGUCAAUUUGCUGUUCACCACAUCGGGCAAGUGUGCGGUGAUUGCGAUGGCUGUGCUGAUGUAUUUGAUCGCCGGUCAUGGCCUUCGCGGCAUGCAUCCAACGUUUGAGCCCGCCAAAACGUUCCCCGGCGACUCGGAGCUGGUCCAUGCGCUUCGAUCUUUCGAGUAUUUGCAAACAGAGUAUUGGCCGGUCAAUUUUGUCACGAAACGCGUGCCAGGGACCUGGGAAGAAGUGGCGGAGUGGGAGAAGAUGGUCUCCAGCCUGGAAAAUCGAGAUCACUGCUACGGACGGAGCCGGACCACCAACUUUUUGCGCCAAUUUUACGAGGGUAGCUUUACUACUUGGGAAUUGACAUUU